CCUGUGGAGCCAUGUCAUGAACUAUCGAUGAGUAAACACUCUCUAUUUCCAAAUUGGCUGAGAGGUCUGUUCGAGUUUCUCAACAUCAAACGUUUUAAGGAUUAGCAGAUCAGACCAUCAUCAUCGUUUCGCUCCGGAACCAGCAUGAUUUUGUUUCGUGUUGUAUUUGUGCUCCUAGGAAUUUGUGGCUGCGUUUCGACUUGGAACGAUGACCAACAAGUUCUGCACAGAGUUAAGAGAAUCAUCGGAGGGGAAGGCUUCAGGAACGGCAAAUGGCCAUGGCUGGUGUCACUGCAGGGGAAAGUGCCCAAGACUACCUUCCUAGGUAUAACGUUUUCAUAUACGACUCAUGAUUGUGGAGCGGCGGUGCUGAGUAACCGCUGGAUCAUUACUGCAGCUCACUGCUUUGGCAAGCGAGGAACCAAGAACCAGAACCCACGAUAUUGGGAAGCAAGACUGGGAGCGGUCACCCGCAGGCCGAGCCUAGCUAACUACUUCAUGCAUGUCAUCGGCAAGAUCCUCAAGAAGAAAGAAUGGCAACAGUGGAACAUAGACGCCGAGAAGAUCAUCAUCCAUCCCCGCUAUGAUGAAACAGACACAUGGAGUAACGACUUGGCUCUCGUGAAGCUGAAGAAGAAAGUGCCAGCGGGUCGCGCUACGGUAGAGAAAAUACAAACCAUCCAACUCCCACAACAAGGAGAGGGAUUCCCUGGUGACGGGACCCAGUGUGUCAUGGCUGGCUGGGGAUGCAGUUCAGGAGGUGGUAAAGUGUCCUCCCAGGCCCACGAGGUGAUCUUACCUAUAGUAAGCAACAGGACCUGUCGCGCCAUCUACGUCGUAUCAACAGACACAAGAAUCUGUGCUGGACACAACCUGAAGGGGAAAGGCAUAUGUCCGGGAGACAGCGGUGGACCCCUGAUGUGCCCAAGAGGAAACAACCAGUGGACGCUGUCUGGAGUCGCCUCUUUCACUAGCAAGAGUAAUCCACAGGACUACCCAGGAGCAUUCACAAGGGUAACCGCAUAUGUCAACUGGAUAAACCACAUCAUGCGGUACAACUAGGUUGAACACAUGAAAACCUUUCGCGCUCAUAGCACUGCAGGUAUAACGUGUUCGAGCAAGUACUAAAGGGCAAACUGAUGACCGUUCUUACAUUAGCCAUGGUAUGUGCAUCGGCUAAAAUCUAAUAUGUUUAUCAUCAGUACUGUAUAGAAAGGUAGACUGUCUAUUCUAACUUGUUUUGAGACGCAAGGUCGAAAAAAGCAUUAUUCGUGAUUACUCACUAACUAUAAUGGGCUCAGAACAGAACUAACUAUUCACAUUAAUAAUAUUCAAUCGGGUUUCGAUAGUGUCGCGGAGACGACCAACUUCUUCGAGUUAUCCUGUCUACACGCGAACACACUGCGACAUCUAUCUUUAAUAUGAUAAAACAUUUCUUUCUUCUGUAAAUUUUGUUAUUUUGAAUUGAGGCUCAGGCCUACGGGGCCUUAAUAAAUCGCUUCACCGCGA
Messenger RNA from Lineus longissimus, 1509 nucleotides. Its product is annotated as chymotrypsin-like protease CTRL-1. Gene Ontology annotation, molecular function: serine-type endopeptidase activity. The record is from RefSeq and is a predicted model, not a curated record. Gene Ontology annotation, biological process: proteolysis. Bases 145 to 1062 code for a protein of 305 amino acids. Lineage: Eukaryota; Metazoa; Nemertea; Pilidiophora; Heteronemertea; Lineidae. The transcript is spliced from 7 exons.